UAGGCGGAAAGUAGCCGGGCGGGCCAUGGCUGGGGCCGCAGCGGGCGGCAGAGGCGGAGGGGCCUGGGGGCCGGGGCGCGGAGGGGCCGGGGGGCUCCGGCGGGGCUGCUCUCCACCAGCGCCCGCUGGUUCCCCCCGGGCCGGGUUGCAGCCGCUCAGGGCUACGGUCCCCUUCCAGCUGCAGCAGCCGCACCAGCGCCGGGACGGGGGUAGCCGUGCAGCCAGUGUCCCAUGUUCGGUGGCCCCAGAAAAGUCAAUGUGUAGGCCUCAGCCACCCCAGGUCCGACGUACAUUCUCCCUGGACACCAUCCUCAAUUCCUACCUUCUGGGCCAGUGGCCACGAGAUGCCGAUGGGGCCGUCACCUGCUGUACCAAUGACAAGGCCACCCAGACGCCCCUGUCCUGGCAAGAGCCAGAAGGUGAGUGCGUCAGCUCCUGCAUGCACAAGCGCUCGGCAUCCUGGGGCAGCACAGACCACCGAAAAGAGAUCAGCAAGUUGAAACAACAGCUGCAGAGGACGAAGCUGAGCCGCAGUGGAAAGGAGAAAGAGCGAGGCUCCCCUGUCCAGGGAGACCAUGCUGUGCGGGGAGCAGCAAAGGUGUCCCUUCCCAGCUUCCCCCCAGGGUCCCCUGUCCUGCGACUUAGCCCCUGCCUACACAGGAGCCUGGAAGGGCUCAACCAGGAGCUGGAGGAGGUGUUUGUGAAGGAGCAGGGUGAAGAGGAGCUGCUGAGGAUUCUUGAGGUCCCUGAUGGUCACCGGGCCCCAGCUCCUCCUCAGAAUGGCAUCUGUGACCAUCCCUUCCUCUUCCUGGAGCCAGGGAACUUGGCCAGCUCUCCCUCCAUGCCCCUGGGAUCCCCCCAGCCUUCUGGCCAGUUCAGCCAUGAGGAGCACCGGGGUGCCACCGAGGAGCUGGCAUCUGUCCCCAGUGACAAAGCCUCCUCUCCAGGCCACCCAACCUUCCUAGAAGAUGGCAGCCCAUCUCCAGUCCUUGCCUUUGCUGCCUCCCCUCGGCCCAAUCACAGCUACGUCUUCAAACGGGAGCCCCCAGAAGGCUGUGAGCGAGUACGAGUGUUCGAAGAGGCCACGUCCCCAGGUCCUGACCUGACUUUCUUGACUUCCUGUCCUGACAAGAACAAAGUCCAUUUCAACCCAACCGGCUCAGCCUUCUGCCCUGUCAGCAUGAUGAAGCCCCUCUUCCCCAGCAUGGGUUUCAUCUUCCGUAACUGUCCCUCCAGCCCUGGCUCACCUCUUCCCCCUGCCAGCCCCAGGGCACUGCCUCGGAAGGAUCCAGAGGCUUCCAAGACCUCGCCAUUGCCAUUUGAGCCAUGGCAACGCACCCCACCAUCAGAAGAGUCUGUGCUUUUCCAGAGCUCCUUGGUGGUCUGAGAGGGGGACACACAUAAACACACAAACACACACUUUACCGUGGAGACCAGUGCCUUGGUGGCAGGCUCCUCAUUAGCUCCCUGAGCUGGGGAAUGAAGGAGCCCUUCCCUCUUGGCUUUUGAGCACUUUCAUUUAUUGUGUCAAAGCCCCAGGUCCUUUGUGGUGAGCACCAGCCCCCAAAAAGGGAGGGGACCCGCCUUCUCCACUAGCAGUUCGGCAGCUCACAACUCGCACCUGUGUACCUGCUGCUCCCCUCACUUGUGGGAAGAUCUUGAGUCCCCUGCCCCAGGGUGUGAGUCCAAAUGACUUGUCAUGAAAUAAGUUGGCUGUGACUGAGAGAAGGGGAUGCCACAGACUUCCUUCCCUCUCCACCUCCAGAGAUACAGAAGAGCAGACCAGAAGAUAGCUAGUCCAUCCCCAUGCCUCUCUCCUAGAGGAGCUGACCAAAGUGGCCCUUGGGCCAGAACACUUGACCAAUUCAACUGUUGGCUAGGUGGGGAACCAUGUGUUUUUCCCAAGUGGCAUUUCAUCUCACUUUCACCCUGACUAAAGAUUGUCUUAAGUAGCAGCCCAGUCCUAAGUGGGUGAUAGGGAAGAGGGAGAGCUGGCAUACCUCCAGGUGGCAUGUACUGGUUCCAUAUCCUCCACGUGCCCCAGAACUGGGCUGGAUUAGAAAAAUGCCUAUUUUUCUUAUAUUGAUGUAGAAACUCUAUUUUCUCCCAAAGACACUAUUUUUGCAGCUGUUUGAAGUUUGUAUAUUUUCCGUACUGCAGAGCUUACACAAAAUUGAAGAAGAAUGUUAAUGUUCGAGUUUUCUUAUCUUGUGUUUAGAGGUUGUUUUUUGCAGAUCUUGUUAAUAGACCAAAUAAAUAAGUAUUCCCAGCA
Molecule: messenger RNA, 2272 nt
Organism: Nannospalax galili (Upper Galilee mountains blind mole rat)
Lineage: Eukaryota; Metazoa; Chordata; Mammalia; Rodentia; Spalacidae
Gene: Fam117a
Product: family with sequence similarity 117 member A
Exons: 8
Coding region: 26-1387 (453 amino acids)
Source: RefSeq, a predicted model, not a curated record